Messenger RNA from Moneuplotes crassus, 1317 nucleotides. Lineage: Eukaryota; Ciliophora; Spirotrichea; Euplotida; Euplotidae. The record is from the annotation of a GenBank genome assembly.
GAAAAAUUAUGGAAAAAGAAGAUAGCAAAGACAUAGAAGAGUUCUCUGCUUAUAACCUUGAUGAAGAGGAGGAAUUUAAGAUAGUCAAACUUGAACAGGAAAAUGAUACGAAAUUCUCUAUUAAUAAGAGGAGAUCUGUUGGAUCAUGUAAGCAACCGACCCAGCCCAGAAAACUAGGCGACUCCGGUGAGCACGGUCGGCCCUCGAUCCCACGCUUGACAGUCAAAGUGAAGAAACCGGGAGACAUAAAGAUGAAGGGGCAUCUUUCAAAGUACCAGCCGAAGGCAUUGGUAUUUGGCAAGUGGAAAGAUAGGUACUGAAUAUUGCAGAAGACAAAAUUCAAGUACUAUAAGAGCAAGGAGGACAAAUAAACCUCUUGGAAUUGUCGACUUUGACAAAGUUGAUACUACAGUUGUCUUAGAUGAUAAGGACGAUAAAGCUUUUUAAAAUAACAAUGAGAGGACAAGAGAAAGAAAUCAUAUUAAAAGCUUCGAGUGAAGAACAAGCAGCCAAAUGGGUUGAAAAGAUGGAGAAAAUGAUUAAGAAAUCCAAGGGCAGGAAGAAAGAGCUGACUAUGCUUCAGCCUAAGUUCUGGAAAGAGGAAUAUUUAGAUGUUGAUGAAUUCAAAGAACUAGCAGACAAUGGUGACCUCUUGUUGUUUAAGUCCCAAACUUUUGGAACUAAGUUCCAAAGAGUAGUCACAAGGUCAGAAUACGAUCAUGUGGGAAUGAUUGUUCUCUGUGAGACCGAUAAAGACGUCAAUACUAUAUUCCUGCUUGAAGCUGUCUGUGAUGACGGUGUCAGACUUGUUGAGUUUUUGCCAAAUCUAGACAAGUAUUUUGAUGCAUACCCAAAAAUUGUCUAUCGGCCUCUCCAGGGCAUAGAAAGAGACGAAAAGUUACUAACAGACCUAGAUGAUUACUUAGAAGAAGUACUUGGAAAGAAGUAUAAUAUUAGCUUGACAAAAUUGAUGAGGAAAACGAUGGCUCCAAGGAAUACCUUAGGUAAAUUUACUGAAAAAGAAGACCGAACAUUCCAGUGAGCCGAACUAGUAGCAAAAAUGUACAAAGUCCUUGGAAUUCUUGGGCCUACAUCCCACUCAUGACAGUAUAUGCCCGUUCAUUUUACGGAUAAGAGGACUAUUACACUAAACAAGGGAGAAUUUGGACCGCAAUGUUCUAUCCUAGAUCCUGAUAUUCAGCUAUAACUUCUCAUUAUGAACUGUUGACCUUCUUUUAUGGUAUGCCAGAAAGUACUAUUACAAUUCAUCAGGUGUCAUCCCAUCAGAUUGAAGGUUAUUUUCAAUAAAAGUUCCAC